CACAGUGUAUGGUUCUCUGCUAGGUAGCAACACCCUUCUCCGUUCCCUUUUGGACUGGACGAAAUUGCUAGUCACAAUGCUGGAUUUCCUGAAAUACCCGGUUCUCCUUUCUGUGGACAUCAACGUGAAUCUGGUAGUUUUGACGGUGCUAGGAUUAAUAAGCCGGCUGUGGGCCCUCUCCUACCCCCGAGCUGUAGUGUUUGAUGAGGUUUACUACGGGCAGUUCCUCUCUCUGUAUAUGAAGCGGAUCUUUUUUGUGGAUGACAGCGGCCCGCCGUUCGGUCACAUGCUUCUGGCAUUUGGAGGUUAUUUAGGUGGAUUUGAUGGCAAUUUCUUGUGGAACAGGAUUGGCGCGGAGUAUACCUCCAAUGUGCCCGUUUGGGUUCUGCGGCUGUUGCCAGCGAUGGCCGGUGCCUUGUGCAUCCCUCUGGCUUACCAAAUAUUGGUGGAGUUACAUUUCUCGCAUUUUGUUGCUCUAGGAGCUGCCUUGCUGCUUCUGUUCGAGAACUCCCUGAUCACACAGUCUAGAUUGAUGCUACUGGAAUCAAUCUUAAUCUUUUUCAUCCUUUUGGCUGUUUUAUCGUACCUGAAAUUCUACAACUCACAGAAACAGAGCUCUUUUUCUGCAAGAUGGUGGUUUUGGCUCUUGCUAGCCGGAUUUUGCUGUUCCUGUGCAGUUGGGGUGAAAUAUAUGGGCCUCUUCACUUACGUCCUGCUUUUAGCCAUUGCAGGAGUCCACUCAUGGCAACUGAUUGGCGAUCAGACCUUGGCCAAUGUUCCUCUGCUGUGCCACUUACUAGCCAGAGGGCUAGCGCUUGUGGUCAUCCCGGUAGCCACCUACCUGUCUUUCUUCUACAUCCACUUGGCUUUGCUGUAUCGCUCUGGGCCACACGACCAGAUUAUGAGCAGUGCUUUCCAAGCCAGCUUGGAGGGCGGGCUUGCUCGGAUCACUCAAGGCCAGCCCCUGGAAGUGGCGUACGGCUCCCAGAUCACUUUGCGAAACGUCUUGGGCAAACCCAUGCCUUGCUGGCUGCAUUCCCACAAAAACACUUACCCCAUCAGGUAUGAAAAUGGCCGUGGCAGUUCCCAUCAGCAGCAGGUGACGUGCUACCCUUUCAAGGACGUGAAUAAUUGGUGGAUUGUGAAGGAUCCCGGCACGCAGCAGCUGGUGGUGAGCAACCCUCCGCGACCUGUGAGGCACGGCAGCGUCGUGCAGUUGGUCCACGGGAUCACGACCCGCUACCUCAACACGCACGACGUUGCUGCCCCUCUGAGUCCUCACUCCCAAGAGGUUUCCUGUUACAUCGAUUAUAACAUAUCCAUGCCGGCUCAGAACCUCUGGAGAGUGGAAAUUGUGAACCGGGACUCCGAUACGGAUGUUUGGAAAACAAUCCUGUCUGAAGUAAGGCUUGUCCAUGUGAACACCUCAGCAGUGCUAAAGCUCAGCGGAGCAUCUUUGCCCGAGUGGGGUUAUCGGCAGCUGGAGAUUAUCGGGGAAAAGAUUUCCAAAGGCUACCACCAGAGCAUGCUGUGGAACGUGGAAGAGCACCGAUACGGGAAAAGCCACGAGCAGAAAGAGAGGGAGGUGGAGUUGCACUCGCCCACGCAGAUCAGCAUCAGCCAGAACCUCAGCUUCAUGGCCAAGUUCACAGAACUACAGUGGAAGAUACUAACUCUGAAAAAUGAGGAUACGGAGCAUAAAUACAGCUCUUCUCCCUUGGACUGGAUCACCAUGGACACCAACAUCGCCUACUGGUUCCACUCCACCUCCGGGGCCCAAAUUCACCUCCUGGGGAACAUCGUCACCUGGACCUCAGCCAACGUGGCAACGGUGGUGUACGUGGCUUUGCUCCUGUGGUACCUGCUGCGACGGCGACGGGGGAUCCGUGACAUCCCUGAAGAGGCGUGGCGGCAGUGGCUGCUGUCUGGAGGCCUCUGCGUGGGCGGCUGGGCCGUGAACUACCUCCCUUUCUUCCUGAUGGAGAAGACGGUCUUCCUCUACCACUACCUGCCUGCCGUCACUUUCCAGAUUCUUCUGAUCCCCAUCGUCCUGCAGCACACAAGUGACUACCUUUGCGGAUCCAAGCUCUCCAAGAGCAUGCACAGCGCCUUUGUGGUGGCCUGGAUCUCUUCCGUCUACUUUACCUACAACACCUUCCUCCCGCUCACCUAUGGCGAGCCUCCCCUCUCCAAAGCCGAGCUCCAGGACCGGCGGUGGAAGGACAGCUGGGACAUCCUGAUCAGGAAGCGCUCGCCCUGAGGGCGGUGGCAAGCCGUGCGGGUGGCCGAGAGCACUGGCCAAGCGAGGACUGCUCACGCCAGCAAGCAGAGGCGAGGCUGGAGCAGCGAGAGAGGAAAGGCAGGGAUGGAUCCAGUAGACCUUCACCCCCUUGUGCUGCCCCUGGAGUCUCAUUCAGACACCACCCUUCCUCGCUAAAAAAAAAACCCCAAAACGUUCUGUUGGAAUGCAAAACCGUCGUGCUCUUCGCGUUCUGCUGUAGCUUUCCCUCCUUGUACAUUUCCGCGGCAACACUUUCCAGGUUGAGGUGAGUAUCAAGACGUCCCCGGGCACUGCAGGAGCCUAGCACAGUUGAGCUCCCCACAAACAUGUUGGAAAGAGAGGCGAAAGCAGGCCCGGUGUGCCUUAUCAGCAUUGAACUGAGGAUGGUCUAAAAUCCGCCUUCCAACACUGCAGAUGGAAGGCGAGAGAUUGCAGACUGGCUGUCAGGGACCACGUCCUCCACCUUCGCAGGCUCUCCUGUUAAAGGAAGCCCCGUAUCAUUUUUAGAGGCGUCCGAGAAGUCCCUGAAACACAGCUGGAAAACCAGUUGCAUGAAUUAAAGAAGGACGAAGCAAUACGGCAGCCACAGAUUGGUGGCGUUUUUUUGACCAUCGAUCACCCAGCUGAUCUGCGUUGCCUGUUUUAAUUCUGCAACCUCUCCGACCCGUUUUGUCAAUGCUAUGGAAGGCCUCCGAAAACGUCCGUCUGCUCUCGUUUGCAAGAAGGCGUUGCAGACAGGUGUAUGGGGCUAUGUAUGCUGGGGGUUAGAGCACCUUGUUAAAGGUGCGAGCGUGUGUGUGUGGGAUGUGUGUGUGCGAUGAACAGGAGCGGCAAAUCUCCAAAGGAGCCUGUGUUUAAAAGAGGGAAUGUUUCCUUCUUGCGGAGGGCAUUAUUUUUUAAAAAAAUAUGGUAGGCCAACAGUCACUCAAGCAACUAGGCAAUUUGUCAAGAGGGCUUUCAUAAAGCCGAAGCGUUUCUUUUUGAUGGAUUUUGUCUAGUUUCUAUGCUCAGC
Messenger RNA from Elgaria multicarinata webbii, 3293 nucleotides. It is a transcript of the gene POMT1, whose product is annotated as protein O-mannosyltransferase 1. The record is from RefSeq and is a predicted model, not a curated record. The coding region runs from base 77 to 2260 and encodes 727 amino acids. Gene Ontology annotation, cellular component: endoplasmic reticulum; membrane. Gene Ontology annotation, biological process: protein O-linked glycosylation via mannose. Lineage: Eukaryota; Metazoa; Chordata; Lepidosauria; Squamata; Anguidae. The transcript has 19 exons. Gene Ontology annotation, molecular function: dolichyl-phosphate-mannose-protein mannosyltransferase activity.